This is a messenger RNA of Ruditapes philippinarum (Manila clam), 957 nucleotides long. RefSeq names its product follistatin-related protein 5-like. Gene Ontology annotation, molecular function: protein binding. Gene Ontology annotation, biological process: cell differentiation; multicellular organism development. The transcript has 4 exons. Lineage: Eukaryota; Metazoa; Mollusca; Bivalvia; Venerida; Veneridae. The record is from RefSeq and is a predicted model, not a curated record. The coding region runs from base 110 to 478 and encodes 122 amino acids.
CUUCUCCAGCAGGCGUAGUUCGCACCAUCAUACAAUUGGUUGUUUAUCAUUUGAGCUUGUUAACAAUUCUAUUAAACUUUUCUUUCGUUCAGAAAGCUUUUGUAUCAAAAUGAGAAACGCAAUUAUUGGAUUUAUAUUUCUAUCUGCUUUAUAUGCAGUGGAUGCGGCAUAUAAAGUGGAACAGUCACAAGAAAGUCACCGGGAUAUAAGACAGCCGGUGAUCCAACCUCCCAAAUCUAUUCUAGAUGAAUUUGACAUGCAUCCAGCCAGCAAACUUGAAUAUUUGACACAACGUGGACAUGGCAAUACGAACCAGAGGGGUACCAGUGAAGAGUUCGAGUGUCCUAAAGCUUGUACCAUGGACAUGAAGCCAGUGUGUGGUAGUGAUGGGCAAUCAUAUUCCAACAAAUGCGAACUCAUGGCGAACGCUUGCAGAAUGAGGAAGCGAAUUUACGUGGAAAAAGAGGGACGGUGCUGAAUAAAAGAAGAAGAACAACAGAAUACUUGUAAAAAUUUUGUUGAACUUUAAGCUAUUCCGACUUUUCAACCAUAAUAAUAAUUUCAAUAUUUUCGUGUGUUUUAUAGUCAUGUAGUAAUUAAAAAUAGCUUUAUCUGAAAUUCUGCCUUAAAUUGAUAUGAUAAAGGUAUAAUGUUGUAUCUAUUACUUUUUAAUAAUACAUUUAAGGCAUUUCCAUUUAUGUAUACAAGGCGUGAAAGUGCGUUCAUGCAUUCGAAUUUACAUCAGGUUAUCAGGAUUUUGCUUAUUAUGUUAAAAAUUAUAUACAUGAACGCAGUCGCACUAAAGUAAAUAAACAAUUCAUUAUCAUUUCUUUCAUCUUUUGUGAGGUAUUCAAAGAAUUUAUAUUGCUCUUAAAUUGUAUGCUAUAUAUAUCACUGUGAAAACGACAUUGAUAAUGCACCAAUGAACGAUGCAAAUAAAAGUAAUUUCAUUUUCCA